AUGUGGGCUGCGAACGUCAAGGUGAAGACGAUCCAAGCUAGGUGUGACCGGAUGGAAGAUGAGCAGAUGCUCAUUGCAGAGAUCAUGGCCACCGGUGGCUUUGAGCGCAUCGAUGCCACUAUCGAGAGGUUUAGAGCAGAAACCUUUGGCCAGAACUACGAGCUGAUGCUGAAGGCCGUGGGUCGGCAUGGCCAGGCGCUCAAGUUCGCCAGCUUCGAGCGUCUGGAAAGAAAGCUGAUUCACAACUUAGUCCUCACAGCAGUCCGAAGCUCUGGAGCCUCUUUAGCCCAUGCCCCUGUCGACCUCAAGGCGGACAAGGAUCUGGUCAUCGAGGCCGUGAGGCAGAACGGCAUGGCCUUGCAGUACGCUGCAGAGGAGAUGCGUGUGGACCGCGAAGUCGUGCUGAACGCGGUUCAGUCGGAUGGCUUGGCGCUCCAAUUCGCAUCAGGCCCGGCCUUGAUGGAUCAUGCGGUGGUGCUGGCUGCUGUGGCCCAAGAUGGCGAAGCCUUUCGUCUAGCACCCGACAGCAUGAAGAAGAACCGCGAAAUCAUGGAGAAGGCUGUGACGACCAGUCCAAAGGCAUUGGCCUAUGUUCCAUCGGAACUGCAGAAGGACGCCCUGGAAGUGGUCAAAAGCUCACCGGAGGCUGUUCUUCAGCUGGAGAGGUCAAUGACAGUUGCUGGUAUAGUCAAUCAAGCCGAGCAAGAAGUCGAGCGAAUGGAAGAAAUGGCGGUGACGCGAAGGCACGCGAAGGAGUCUGAGAAGGAGCAAGAGAGAUUGCAGAAAUGGCUUGACCUCAUGAAGAGUGUUCGACCUCAAGUCAGAACAGAAAAGCCGAAACGUGCACUGCGGCUGAUGCUGCUGGGUUUGGACAGCCUGUUCCAGAACACACAGGAUCCAUCCGUGAUUUCGCGGGCUCGCCAGGCUAUCGAAAAGCAAUUCGAUACCACCACCGACGAGGACAAGAUGGAUUAUGUAGAUGUCCUCCUUGACAACAGCAUUGCCAUGCACGCCACGCUGAAGAACUCUCUCUUCAAGUGCCUUGUCGAGUACAAGUUGAAGCUUGCCGACAAGGCUGGUGCUACUCUAGAUCCCAAUACGUCUUCCAGUCCCGUGAGGAGGUACAGCAUGCACGUGCCGAAGUUGGAGCCCACACCUUCCGUGGAAUCUGAGCGCUCUGAACGCCACAGCGGCCGGGCAUUCACUGCGGCGACGAAGAUUCAAGUCGAUCAACUGGCCGUGGCUGGCUCUUCAAAGCUAAUGACUGACACCCCGCAGCUGAGGGUGGCCUUCACCAUGUCUGGAACUGCUGAUGGCCGCCAAGAGCGUUUCGAGAAGCCGUGGCUCAUGACCUUCAUCAUGUUCGUUUCAAUGACGCUCGCUUUACCUUUUGACGCCGGCAUGUGGAGGAAAAGCUCGCCUGAACCCCUCCUCGGUGGGCAGGUUGCAGAUCGCUGGCGGGAGAAGGUGAUCAAAGUGAUGUACCCUGCGUUUUUUGACAUCUUGGCGACCGGGCUUUGCUGCAUGGGAUUUCUGUACAUCCCGGCCAGCGUGUGGCAGCUCCUCAGAGGUGCCGAAAUCGUUUUUGCUGCCAUUUUUGCUGUGACUUGCCUUCAUCGCCGACUUUACUGUUUCCAGUACAUCGGCUUGGCCUUCUGUGUGGCUGGCAUCUUUCUAGUGGGAUUAGCCAGUGUGUGGGGUGACGACAUGGAGGCGGAGGCCAAGGGGAAGGACACCGGCAACGUGCAACUGCUGCUGCUCGGAAUCUGCCUGGCACUGGCGGGCCAGGUGGUCCAAGCAGCACAGGCUGUAGCAGAAGAGUGGCUUCUGCAGGACGUCGAUCUACCGGGUCUACAAGUUAUAGGCUUCGAAGGCGCCUGGGGCGCACUCGCCAUGCUUGUGUUUGUGUUCCCGACCCUCUACAUGCUUCCUGGGCAAGACCACGGACAUGCAGAAGAUGAGGUCAACGCAUACGAGCUGCUGAGGAGCAACCCUAUGCUGAGUGCCUUGAUGGGCUUGUACAUUUUCUCUUGUGCCACGUACAACAUGUCCGGAAUUGCAGUCACUGGAGCACUCUCUGCGGUGCACAGAGUGAUGAUAGAGGCACUCCGAACAUUGAUCGUUUGGGCCUUCGGACUGAGCAUCCACUACCUUGUGGAUCCAAAGUCGGCUCUUGGCGAGGUGGCUGGCUUCCUUCUUUUGGUGAUCGGCCAAGUGAUCUACGGAGCGAUGGUGAAGAUACCGCGGCUCUACUACCCACCGUCGGAGGAGAUCUCCCACGAUGUCGUAGCAUCACCUGGUUCCCUGAGAAACCUGACGGCCCUGCCGGAUGCCCGGCUUGUGAGCCCGGGCUCUCAUGAUGGCAGAGUGGCUGGUUCCAUCCUGAAAGAUGCGCUUCGAAUCGGUCAGCUCGUAGGAAGCCCAGCAGAGGGCAUUGGCCCAAAGUGGUGCCAUCCCGCAUGCUUCCUGGAUUUCAUCAAAAGCCGCUACGCUUCAUCUGGGGGCUGGUUCAAGAAGCAUGUCCCCGAGCCAGAGCAGAUCGCAGGCUUUGGAAGCCUGACGGCAGAUGACAAAGCGAUCAUCUCCGAGCUGAUUGAUGAAGGAAAGAAUCCUCGAGUCAUUGUGGUGACCAUCGCGGAGCUUGGCACCAAGCUGGUUUGCACCAACAUGGCUGGAAACACCGAGGAGGUUCGACUGGUCAACGCAGAUGGCAGCUUGUUUGAGGGCCUCAGGCGUACCAGUGCAAAGAAGCGGAAGGCACAGGUGAAGCCAGCAGAACACUGGCUGUGGCAUCAGCUGUUCGAGAAGGAGAGGCAGAGCGAUGGCUGGGCGGGGGUCGACUCCGACGUCCAGGAGCCAGAAAGCGGGGCGCUCCGCAAGGCUGAGGAAUUACUUAGCACUGGCCCUGGCCCGGAACUCCCGGUGAAGCUCCUGUUCCGCUUGCGCAGGUACUUGGCGCAGAGGAGAAUGCCAAGCCUUCCGGAUGCGCUUCGAUGUGCAGCAGACCACGGGCACCAGGUAGUUCUGGAGCUUUUGCUGCAUCUUCGCGCCAAUCCAAACGUUCCCGCCGACAGUGGCGCUCACGGCGUCGGUUUUACACAGGUGGGAGCGUACCCGUUGCAUCUGGCCGCAAAACGUGGCCGCCUCGAGGUGAUGGAGGUGUUGCUGAAAGCCGGAGCCUGCAUAGAUGCGGCCGACCAAAACGGGCGGACCGGGCUUAUGGUGGCAGCGGCCAGUGGACAGCAUUCUGCCAUCCUCUGGCUGCUUUGCCAUCGAGCCGCAGCGGAUAGCUGCACUCACUACGGCUACACGGCCUUGCACUAUGCGGCCCUCGUUCCGAGACCUGAGGUAGUCCACGCCUUGUUAGAGGGCCGUGCGAGCUCAAACGUGGUGGACCGUGAAGGUCGCAGUGCUUUGCACGCAGCUCUUUCCACGCUGCCCAGAGCACGUACCGAGGGUGCCGCCGUGUCCACAAGCUGUGAUCCGUCAG
Molecule: messenger RNA, 3490 nt
Organism: Symbiodinium necroappetens
Lineage: Eukaryota; Dinophyceae; Suessiales; Symbiodiniaceae
Source: the annotation of a GenBank genome assembly